AUGCCUCCACCUCACACCCACCUCCUCGGCCUCACAAGACGUGUCUCCCACACCCCCCUCUCCAUCUUCACCUCCCUCCCCACCAGAACCUCCCUCUCUCACCUCAUCUCCCAUCCACACCCCCGUCCCUUCACAACCACACACCCCCUCUCCCAUCCGCGCAAAGACUCCCAAGACAAAAACAGCAUCAACACAGAAUCCACCGAAUACAGCAAAUCCGGCACCGACGACGCAGCCGCCCGCGAAGAAGAAGCUGCAUUCGAUCCGAAUACAACUAGGCCCGAAACAGAAAAGGCUCAGGCGGGAAAAGGGGCGAAGAAGGAGGGAGAGGGGAAUCCCUUGGAGGUGAGUCCGGCAAAUACGGUGGUCAGUGAGCAGAAAGGGGGGAGGGGAGGUGGUGCGGAGAGGAGUGCGGGGGGAAAGGAGGGGAGUGGGAGGAGUGAGGGGAAGGAUGGGGAGGGGAAGGGGAAGGAGGGGGGAAGGAGUGGGACUGGGUUUGGUGGGGGGGAGAAGGGGGGGAAGAGGGGGUAG
This is a messenger RNA of Sclerotinia borealis F-4128, 531 nucleotides long. NCBI's taxonomy places the organism in Eukaryota, Fungi, Ascomycota, Leotiomycetes, Helotiales, Sclerotiniaceae. The record is from the annotation of a GenBank genome assembly.